This is a messenger RNA of Rosa chinensis, 2098 nucleotides long. Its product is annotated as protein SUPPRESSOR OF NPR1-1 CONSTITUTIVE 4. Gene Ontology annotation, biological process: protein phosphorylation. Bases 1 to 1752 code for a protein of 583 amino acids. Gene Ontology annotation, molecular function: ATP binding; polysaccharide binding; protein kinase activity. The record is from RefSeq and is a predicted model, not a curated record. NCBI's taxonomy places the organism in Eukaryota, Viridiplantae, Streptophyta, Magnoliopsida, Rosales, Rosaceae. The transcript is spliced from 4 exons.
AUGCCAAAAAGUAGUCUGAUAAGUUGUGUUUUUAUUUGCUUUGCAAUUUGUGUUAUAGUUAUUCGCUUUGAAAUUUAUCAUGAUGAUGCCAAGGCAGAAGAGCACUGUCCGCCAGCUUCUUGUGGGGAUCUCCAUGACAUUAGGUACCCGUUUCGCUUGAAAAGUAAUGGUACUUCUGCUAACAAUUGUCAAAACUCUCCAGCUGAACUUUCAUGUGAGCAGAAUCGCGCCAUUUUAAAACUUUUCAAUGGUAGAUAUUAUGUCUUGGGAAUCGAUUAUGAAUCCCAUUCAAUCCAGGUUGUGGAUCCUGGUCUACUAAGUGAUACUUGCCCCUUUAGGCCGAUUCACCGUUUGACAACAGAUGACUUAUACAACACAGGCCCUUACUACCCGUAUAAUCCGAAUCAUGACAGCGACUACCGGCAUUAUGACAGGUACUACCCGUAUUAUGACUAUCCUGUAAGCUUCCAUGAUUGCCGGUCGAAAGUUGAGUCCCCAGACUACAUAAAAAUCAAUUGCAGUAAUAGCUCAUCGUCGUGGUCAUCUACUACAUAUUCUUACAUUAUGCUGGGAGAUAGUGUGUCUCAUCUUCUACCAUAUUGUAAUAUCACCAGCAUCACCCUUUCCAUGUUAUACGAACCUGAUGCCCUUUCAUUUUCUUUCAUCCGCGAUGAGUUGAGAAAGGGCUUUCAACUUGAUUGGUCCGAUCUUCUACCGUCUCCUACCGUAGAGAAAUCUAUCGAAGAGUCUCCUACCGCACCGCCUUCUAUCGCACCGUCUCCUACCGUACCGUCUUCUAUCGCACCGUCUUCUACCGUCUUGUACUGCUACAGCCGACUCCAUCCCCUCUAUUGUUUCGGUAGAUACUUGAAAGAAGAGUUUGUACGAGCCGCCAUCAUCACCGGAUUCAGUCUGACUGUACGAAUGGCACUCAGCAUCAAUAUUUUGCUGUUUUUCUUGUUGUACAAACUGUCUUGGAAAAAGAUCCUGAAGGACGAUGAUAAGGCCGUUGAAGAAUUCUUGGAUGCAUACAAGAAUCUUAUGCCAAGCAGGUAUUCAUAUUCAGAAAUUAAGACGGUGACGAAUUCUUUCAAAGACAAACUUGGUCAGGGAGGUUUUGGUUCUGUUUAUAAAGGAGAGCUAUCAAAUGGUCAUCUUGUUGCAGUAAAGAUGUUGAAUGAUUCCAAAAGUAAAGGGCAAGAUUUCAUCAAUGAAGUUGCCACAAUAGGAAGGAUUCAUCAUGUCAAUGUGGUGCAACUAAUUGGAUUCUGUUCUGAGGGGUCUAAAAGAGCUCUUGUUUAUGAAUUCAUGCCUAGUGGAUCCCUCGACAAAUAUAUAUUGUGUGAUGCAGAAAAUAAUCCUACUCUAAGUUGGGAUAGAAUGCAUGAGAUAGCUCUAGGGGUGGCUCGUGCAAUUGAAUAUCUACACCAGGGAUGUGAUAUUCAAAUUCUACAUUUUGAUAUUAAGCCCCACAACAUUCUCCUUGAUGAAAACUUUAAUUCCAAAAUUUCAGACUUUGGGCUUGCAAGAUUUUACCCGAGAGAUCAGAACACUAUUUCUGUUACUGCAGCAAGAGGCACAAGGGGAUAUAUAGCUCCAGAAAUGUACUACAGAACUAUUGGUGGUGUUUCCUACAAAGCUGAUGUUUAUAGCUUCGGAAUGUUGUUAAUGGAAAUAGCAGGGAGGAGGAAAAACUUGAAUCCAGAUGUAGAUGAUUAUGUUCACAGGUUGCUUCACAGGUUGCUGAGAUGAUUAUGUUCGUCUGCCUUUCUUGCCCGCUCCUUCUCAGAGGCUUUCAUUCCCAGGAGGUCGUGCGCAAUGUUAGCUUCAUAUGCAUCUACAUGCAGGCGCAACCAAAAUUCUGGCAUAGUUCGUGUGUCCAGUUUUCACUUAUGUGGCUGAUUUUUUCUUCUUGUAGAUUUGUUCAUGAGGGGGAAGUUUCCCUCUCUUCUAUUUCGCUGUUAAUUUUGUUUUCUCCCUUGAACGAUGUAUUUUUCUCCUUUCUUAUUAAUAAAUUGAGUUGGGGGACGGGCGGUGGGUUCCCAGAGUGGGGCAGACCCUUCACCUUCGGGUUUGAGGGUGGGACUUGUGCCCUGCA